ACGCAACCUGCUGGAGGGAGACAGAUUUCUCUCUUCCUCUCUGGUUACACUGGAUUCUGGAGAGACACGAUCGUCGCUGAGGAGUGACGCAUUCUGACGUGAGACAAUGCACGCUCUCUACAUAACAGCCCGGAAGUUUCUGAAGAAAUCCAAUAAGUUUUCACGUUUUUCUCAGCACCAAGCUACAUAGAACAGAUGGCGGGGUUCGAUCUCGUGCCUGUAGAUGGUGGCAGUCCAAUACACCUGCCCGAGGGGGAGACACUGCUGGGAAGGGGUCCAUUCCUUGGCGUCAGCGACAAAAGAGUCUCCAGACACCACUGCCUCCUUGAGAACCUGAAUGGGCAGCUGCGCAUCAAACCUAUGCAUGUGAACCCCUGCUUUUGUCAGUCCUCGCUGGACGACCUCCCACAACCCCUGGACAGGAACCAGUGGCAUAAACUUGGACAGGGAGACAUCAUCUCCCUCCUUCCUGGGAAGUACAUCUACAAGGUGGUGGCCCUGAGUGGAGAAGAUGGAACACCCAGAAACAGUCAGGCUCUUCAAGAUGAAGACGAGGCUGUUAUUAAGUCUCCUCCUGCCUCCCCUGAACCAAGCGACGAACCUGCUUACCCCACUCGACAGGGCAAGGGGUGGACACCAAGUUCCCAUGAACAACAAUCUAGACUGGGAGGUAGUGUGGACCAGAAGGAGCCAGAUGAACAGCUACCUAACCCACCUACCUCAAACCAGACAGAAGCUGGGGUAGCUGAAGCAGAAAAUGACAAGAACGAGCUGAAACUUGAACCAAAGAAAAGAGUGUUACCUGCUUGGAUGACUGUACCCAUUGCAUCUCCCAAGAACCCCAUCACCACCAAAGGAUUUGGAAAUGGAGGCAGAGGAACCGCAACCCAAACGAUAAGCACCAACCAGGGCGCGGCCAAACGGGCCAGGUACACAGCGCCCUUGUCAGGGGAGGAAGAGUCUGAACACAGCGAGGCAGAGCCAACACCCAGGAAGAGGGUGAGGAGGAAGAAGAGUGACGAGGAUGAGGACAAUGAGGAAGAGGUCCAGUCUACAACAGCAUUUAAAGCCAGGCAGCAGGUGAAGCCUAGUAAAGUAGAGGAGAGUGAGGAGUCGGACCACUUUGACGUGGAGGAGGAUGAUGGAGAGAAGAGAAGAGGAGAAGCUUCCCCAGCGAAAGGCAGCAGCACUUCUACAAGCAGAGCGGAGGCCAGCGAGUCCGAGGACAGGGAGAGACAGCCUCAGAACGGUCAGAAGGUCGGCAAGGGGCCUCAAGGGUCAGGUGACGUUUCAGGCCCCGCCCAGUCCAAAGCUCGGCUCAGGACGACCUGCCCCUAUGGAAAGGACUGUUACAGGAAAAACCCAGUCCACUUCCAAGAAUGCAGUCACCCCGGCGACAGCGACUACGAGGACAGUUCCGCGAAAGACGAGGAGGAAGAGGAGGACGCGGACCGACCUGAGUGUCCGUACGGCACAAAAUGCUACAGGAAAAACCCUCUCCACUGGAAGGAAUACAAACACACCAAGAAGACUCGAGCGAAAAAGCCGGUAUCAUACAACAACGAUGAUGAUGAUGAUGAGUUUGGGGACGAUGACAGCUUCAUCAAUGAUGAGAGCGAGGACAUUGGUGAAGACUCUGACUAUGAGCCACCUGACUCAGACGACAGUGGCAAAGAGGACCUCGAAACACUCAAGAAAGAAGCCAAGGCCUUCACAAGGCCGAAAUGAACUAGUGGCCUAAACUGGACUAAUCUCCCCUUACCUGUUUUAAACUAAGCGUGCUAUUUAAGCGGAGUAUACCUUUUUCCUCUAUUCAAACACCCUUGGAACCCAGCAGGUCUACAAUCUCGAAUAAUAUAUCUCCCUGUGCUGGGAAAAUACAGUCAGCAAUUUACCCCAUCAGUUGGGAAGAAUCAAUAACGGGAUUCUUGACUGAUUUGUGUAUGAGGAUGUCAUAUUGCUGACUUUACCUUUUUAAAAGUGAUUGAAUUUAUGUGUGAUACACAGUGAUACUUUCUUGGAUAGUAAUUAAUCACAAGCAUUUUUGAAGUGUAUGAAUUCUUGGUUAUUGGUUUGUUUGAAUAGUAUGGACAAGCAGUUUAUUUUUAUUUUUUACUUCCUUUAAAAAUAAAUUCAGUGCCUUCAGAAAGUAUUCACGCCCCUUGACUUUUUUCACAUUUUGUUGUUACAAAGUGGGAUUAAAAUGUCCUUUUUUGGUCAAUGAUCUACACAAAAUAUUUUGUAAUUUAAAAGAAAAAUGCUAGAUUUUGUAUUUAUUAAGGAAAAUAAUCAGUACAUGUUAAACACCUUUGGGUGUGAAUUGUUUUGGGUAAGUGUCUAAGAGCUUUGCACACCAGGAUUGUGCAAUAUUUGCCCAUUAUUGUUUAAAAGAAAAUUAAAAAUUCAA
This is a messenger RNA of Oncorhynchus tshawytscha (Chinook salmon), 2407 nucleotides long. RefSeq names its product aprataxin and PNKP like factor (gene aplf). Gene Ontology annotation, biological process: double-strand break repair. The transcript is spliced from 11 exons. Gene Ontology annotation, cellular component: site of double-strand break; nucleus. Gene Ontology annotation, molecular function: DNA-(apurinic or apyrimidinic site) endonuclease activity; protein binding; 3'-5' exonuclease activity. The coding region runs from base 196 to 1728 and encodes 510 amino acids. Lineage: Eukaryota; Metazoa; Chordata; Actinopteri; Salmoniformes; Salmonidae. The record is from RefSeq and is a predicted model, not a curated record.